GCCAGAAGAUUAAGAGAAUCAUCCUUGUGCUUGUGAACCAACCCAACCCAACCCAACCCAACCCAACCAUCUUGCUCCGUUCCGUUCCAUGGCGUCUCUGCUUCUCAAGGGCGUGCACAAGCGGCUGGGCCUGCCCUCCAUCUCCAUCUCCUGCUCCUCCGCAGACGCCACCAACAUCAUCGCCUCCACAGGCACCGUCGCCGGCGUCGGCAGCAGCAGCGGCCGGGCCAUCGACCGCCACUCUCCGCGCCUCCGCGACCCGCACCGAUCCUCCACCUCCAAGCCGCCCAGGCCAAGCACCAGUAGCAUCACCACCAAAGGCUCGGCGUCGUUAGAGGACACCAAGAUGCAGCAGAACGGCCAUGGCAGCAAGAAGAAGAAGAAGAAGAAGAGCACCACCGCUGCUGCUGCUGGGAUUACUGGCGCCAGUAGCAGACCUUCGGCGAAGAGGCUGGUCAGCCCGGCCACGUCGUCCAGGUUCCUCCUCAACUCCUCCCGCCUGCUGUCCGACGACCUCGACGUCCUCGCGCUGCCCCCUCCCCCGCCGCCGUCCUUCAUCGACGUGCUCCCCGGAGGCGAAGGGAAGACACCGUCCUUCGUCGACGCGUUCCCCGCUGACCUCUCCCUGCCGGCUCCCUUUGCCAAGGAGGCACCGCCGUCGACCGUGCACCAAGCAGAGUCCUCGUCGUCGUCAGGGACGUCCUCUGCUUCGUCGUCGUCGGAGAUCUCCGCCGUCCAAGAAGAGGAGCAGCAGGAGAAGGCGGCGGUGCUGGCGCGGUCGUCCUCCUCCACGACCACGGAAAGAAGAAGGACGACGCAGGUGGUGGUGGUGCUGCGCGUGUCGCUGCACUGCAAGGGGUGCGCGGGCAAGGUGAAGAAGCACAUCGCCAAGAUGGAGGGCGUGACCUCGUUCGACAUCGACAUCGCGAGCAAGAAGGUGACGGUGGUCGGCGACGUGACGCCGCUGGGCGUGCUCACAAGCGUCUCCAAGGUCAAGCCCGCCCAGUUCUGGCCGUCGCAGCCGUGCCCCCCGCGCGCAUCCGCCUCAUUCUGAACGCGCCAACCAGCGAUCGAUAUCCGCUUUCUCUGAACCACAAGUAGAUUGAUACGGCGUCCUAGCUAAGCUGGUCGAGUGGUCGUCCAUGGCGGAUCACUCGCUCCCCGGCGAUGGAAGUAGGUGGUAGAACCUCGAUCGACGGCUGCCACGCACGCACGUAGUAGCUCCAUAUUUCUUUUCAUUGAACUUGGAAGAAACGGCAUUGAAGCUCCUCGUCUUGGCAUGCAUGCAUGUGCACAUGGAUUGAUUUUCUAUGCCUGUAUUCCAGUUCCAAAAGAUAAAAAUAAAAAAAAUUCUAUGAUUGUA
Molecule: messenger RNA, 1363 nt
Organism: Hordeum vulgare subsp. vulgare (domesticated barley)
Lineage: Eukaryota; Viridiplantae; Streptophyta; Magnoliopsida; Poales; Poaceae
Product: protein SODIUM POTASSIUM ROOT DEFECTIVE 1-like
Exons: 1
Coding region: 89-1054 (321 amino acids)
Molecular function (GO): metal ion binding
Source: RefSeq, a predicted model, not a curated record